Molecule: messenger RNA, 3476 nt
Organism: Symsagittifera roscoffensis
Lineage: Eukaryota; Metazoa; Xenacoelomorpha; Acoela; Convolutidae
Exons: 8
Coding region: 81-2927 (948 amino acids)
Biological process (GO): positive regulation of transcription by RNA polymerase II; cell differentiation; negative regulation of transcription by RNA polymerase II
Molecular function (GO): nuclear receptor activity; RNA polymerase II cis-regulatory region sequence-specific DNA binding; zinc ion binding
Source: RefSeq, a predicted model, not a curated record
UUACAGAUGCAUAAGUGGAUGUGAAAUGAAAAUAGCAAUUAUGGAUAGCUAUUUAGAACUUAAUCUGCAAUUUGAUAGCCAUGAAUGAUCAAUUUAAUGUUUCAAGACCGUGUCCGGAUCAGGCUUCAACUGGUAGAUUGACCGACAACUCUGCGCAACAUUUGAAUUCGUCUCCUGGACAAGCAAUUAUAAACACACACUUCAUACCAAUUGUCAGACAAAUGCAUCCAAAUGUUUACCAAGCAACCUCGACAUCAAUACAAAAUUACGGUUUUUCAAAUUCUGUGCCUUCUAAUGUAACUAUGCAACCGGUUGGGAUGGUAGCCGGUUCGAACAAUGGGCAGCAACUAAAUGGCAACCGAUUUCCGGAGUCCACUAAUUACGCCAUUGGAUCUAACCAUUCGAACACCUUCUCAGAUCAGACAAUUUACAGAGCUCCAAUGUCUUAUAAUGUUAUUACUCCAAAGAUGCAUCCCAAUAAGACGUCCACGAUGCAGUAUAUGCCUCAAACAGUCCUAUAUUAUCCGCAAAAUGUUGCACCUCCGAUGAUGCAGCAACACGCGAUUCGACCUUGUCAAGAUCCACCAACAAUCGUUCGAUCUCAGUCGAUGAACAUCGCAAAUACUGAAAUAAAGAGAGACCAGGUCGCCGAUGGAGAUUACUUUCCUGGAAUCUUAACAUUCGCCAAAAGCGAAAAUCAGCAAUUCGUUUCGUGUAACUCAUCGGCAACGAAGGUUUCGCAAUCAGAAGAAUAUGUUACGCCACAGAACUCAGCUGCAAGUAGUUCAACUUCAAUUGUUUCGUCUGGUAGCUCCAAUGAAGAUCAGAUUUCAAAGGGAUCUUCCAAAUCAUCUCCAUCGCCAGAGGAAUGGGCAUCAGACUUUGACAUGGACCUUUCGCAACUGCCAGCUUUCAACUUCAACUUGGAAGAGAUCUGCGAAGACGUCCUUUUCCCCGAGCAGGAUGACUUUGACGAUAUUCUCAUCGAUGACCUCGCUCUGUCCCCCAAAUCGACUCCUCCGGGGCCCCUCUCAACAGAACCUAAUCUGUCUCCACUCUCUAUCAAAUCAGAAACAAAUAAACCUCGCACUUGUAAUGCAACUCAAAUUUCUGGCAAUCAAAGGCUACAAGAACCCUUGACCGGUAACAACGGUCAGCAUGUUAAUUUCAGCCCGUCACGAGGAAUGGAUCAGACAAAUUUUGCAAUUCUGAAAACGGACUCGCAGCAAUUUUGUAGCUCUACGAUGCCAUUUGGCUCAAAUUCGGGAUGUACUUUAGUAAAAACUGAACAACCGAGUGCGGCCUCCUCGUUAACAGUUGCUCCUAGCGGGCAAGUGAUGGGAAGCUUACGCGACGAUAGAGUAACUUCGUCUACAGACCAGAGCCCAAUUUUGUCCUCAACUGGAAAUGUGAGAAGACGACGAAGACCGGACAGGCCAAGUAAUGUGAAAGAAGCUUGCUCCAUUUGUGGGGACAAAGCGAGUGGAUACCACUACAAUGCACUUAGUUGCGAAGGAUGUAAAGGUUUUUUCCGCCGGAGUGUGACUAAUGACAGAAAGUACACGUGUGAGAAGAGCGGAGCCUGUAACAUAGACAUUUACAUGCGCAGGAAGUGUCAGAAGUGUCGGUUGGAGCGGUGCUACGCAGCUGGAAUGCGCAAAGAGUGUCUGAUGUCAGUUGAGCAAUGUCGAUCGAUGCAAGCGAAGCGGAAAACGAAAUCAGCCAGCCACUCUGGAGCAUCAGUGGUGGGCUCAAGCUCAUCAUCACACCCCCAACAUAAUUUAGACGGCGGAGGAGCGGGAGGGAGAGGAAUGGGUAUUCCAACCGGGCUGUCUAUGUUCGCCAUGCACAAUCCCACGCCAAACUCCUCUCAAAUACCCACGACAGUCGAUAGAGGGGCAGGUUUACAACCCCACCCUCUUUUUACGACAUCACAAGAUUCGAUCGGAGGGUAUGCGGCCACGGGCACGGGAGGCAUGCAGAAGUUGCCGUCGUCAGCUAGCGCAGGCGAUGUGCCGGUGUUCAAGCUGCCGCCCCUGUACGACUGUGAGGCGGAGUUGACCCGGUGUGGACUGAGCGGAUCGGAGGUGGAAUUGGUGCUGAAACUAGUCAGAGACAGAUGGUCAGUCGGCAUGCCUGGACCAGAGAAGACCAACUUGUUACCACCAUGGCCCGGCAGGACUGGAGACCCUGGACUGACAUGUCUUCCGCAGGAGAGACAACGCCAGAUGAAGUUCCAGCACAUGACACACUUGACUCGCAUCUGCAUGGAGAGUGUGAUCCAGCUGGCAAAGAGACUGCACAACUUCUCCCUGCUAGACCAGCAGCACCAGAUCAGACUAGUCAAACCAGCAUGCAUCGAGGUGCUGAUGAUAAACUCUGCGCAGUACUUCGACGUGGCCACCGACAGACUCCUGAUGGCCACAGGCCAUUGGACAACUCAUGAGCAGAUGGAGGACGGUCUGCUCAAGUAUGGCUUCGGUACUCAGAUGUGGCAGUUUGCGAGACAGCUCGCACUCAUGAGUCUACACGACAUAGAAUUCGCUCUACUCACAGCUAUUUGCAUACUAUCACCAGACCGAAACGGACUUUCGAAUGAGUGUCAGCAGCAAGUGAUGAAAUCGCAGGAGCCAUACCUGCACGCUCUGCAGCUAUUCUGCCAAUUGAACAGUGUGCCUAAUGCAAACCGAAUGCAAGACCUCCUCUCUAAGCUGGUCGGACUCAGAUCUAUAAGCUUCCAGCACCGCAAGUACCUCUUUGGCAUUCAGCUCAAUAAGUCGAACUGGGAGCCCUUGCCUCAAUUGCUGGGCGAGAUUUUCGACCACAAUUCGAACACGAGUGACAAUGGGACCAACCCUAAUGAAUUGAAAAAGGAAACAAGCACGAAUGAACAAAAAGUAAACAGCGAAGAAGUUAAGCCGACGUAGUAUUUGGCCGAAAAAGUAAUUCGUUUGUUUUUUGACGAUGAGUUUUUUGAUAGCCAAAAACUGUUUUGAAGCGACUUGUUUCAUUGAAAGUGUAAAUUGUGUGAGCUCACAAAAAGCCCAGCAAAUCUGAAAUGCAGCUGUAGCUGUUAACUUGCGAUUCCAAGCAAAAAAAAAACUGUUCUUUUUCUCUGAUUGAUGUUUUUCUAGACCAAUUGGGUGACUAGCUCUUUUGUCUUGUAGAAAAAACAAAGAGUGCCAGUAAAAUGUAAAAUAUUAAAUGCUUUAUAAAAUUAAUUUAUAUUAUUGUAAAUGAGAUAUGAAGUAAAAAAGAAAACAUAUAAAAGUAUGUUUUAUUUUUAUUACGAUGCAGUUUGAAGGUUUGGAUCUGAAAUCACUUAUUUUCCACUGAAUUAUUAUUUCGAAGAUUUUUGAUGCAAAAGGUGUUGUGCCUUUAUUGAUAACUAAUCGACUGAAAGAUAUUUUCUCAUCUCAAGUUCUCUCAACCCCACCCCAAGCUCCUCAAGUUCGGGAAUGUUGAACUAUUUUUUG